CGCUCAAAAACCCUAAUAUACACUUUUUUUGAGUAUAAUCUGGAGAGAUCGUGUUACUGCUCGACGAGAUCUUUCUCUUCUCAGGCAGCUUCUCUGUGAAUCACGAUGUCUCUGGUUGCGAACGAGGACUUCCAGCACAUUCUGCGUGUGCUGAACACUAACGUUGAUGGUAAGCAGAAGAUUAUGUUUGCCCUUACCUCUAUCAAGGGUAUUGGGAGGCGAUUUGCUAACAUUGUCUGCAAGAAGGCCGAUGUUGACAUGAACAAGAGGGCCGGUGAGUUGUCUGCAGCCGAACUUGACAACCUCAUGACAAUCGUUGCAAACCCCCGUCAGUUCAAGAUACCCGACUGGUUCCUGAACAGGCAAAAGGACUACAAGGAUGGCAAGUUCUCCCAAGUUGUCUCCAACGCUCUGGACAUGAAACUCAGAGACGACCUGGAACGUCUCAAGAAGAUCAGAAACCACCGUGGUCUGAGGCACUACUGGGGUCUCCGUGUCCGAGGGCAGCACACCAAGACAACCGGUCGUAGAGGAAAGACUGUCGGUGUUUCCAAGAAGCGUUGAGGGAGUUUUUUCUAGUUGCUACCAAUGAUAUGGGCAUUGCUUGAUGAAGACCGGUUUUAGUUUGUUGGUUCCCCGUACAAUUUUGAGUCAUUUAUGAUCGAAUGAGAAGUCUUUCUUCUUCAUAUGGAUUUUGGGCCUUUUAUGUUUGUUGGGAGCUUUUUAUGUUCAUCAUUACACUGUUUCUCUGCAAGGUAAUGUUACAUCUCUCUAGUUA
Tarenaya hassleriana is the source of this 778-nucleotide messenger RNA. RefSeq names its product 40S ribosomal protein S18. The transcript is spliced from 4 exons. Gene Ontology annotation, biological process: translation. The coding region runs from base 106 to 564 and encodes 152 amino acids. Lineage: Eukaryota; Viridiplantae; Streptophyta; Magnoliopsida; Brassicales; Cleomaceae. Gene Ontology annotation, molecular function: structural constituent of ribosome; RNA binding. Gene Ontology annotation, cellular component: small ribosomal subunit; ribosome; cytosol. The record is from RefSeq and is a predicted model, not a curated record.